AUGGCUGACCGGAAAGCUGUCAUCAAGAACGCAGACAUGGCGGAGGACAUGCAGCAGGAUGCCAUUGACUGCGCCACACAGGCCCUUGAGAAGUACAACAUCGAGAAGGACAUUGCCGCCUUCAUCAAGAAAGAGUUUGACAAGAAGUACAACCCGACCUGGCACUGCGUGGUUGGCAGAAACUUCGGCUCCUACGUCACGCACGAGACCAAGCAUUUCAUCUACUUCUACCUCGGACAAGUGGCCAUCUUGGUCUUCAAAUCUGGCUAG
Symbiodinium natans is the source of this 270-nucleotide messenger RNA. The record is from the annotation of a GenBank genome assembly. NCBI's taxonomy places the organism in Eukaryota, Dinophyceae, Suessiales, Symbiodiniaceae.